Serendipita indica DSM 11827 is the source of this 1530-nucleotide messenger RNA. Lineage: Eukaryota; Fungi; Basidiomycota; Agaricomycetes; Sebacinales; Serendipitaceae. The record is from the annotation of a GenBank genome assembly.
AUGGAUUCCAACGCCAGCACGGCUCGGAUCCGUCCCAACGCGGGCGCGCCAGAGCCAUCCCUCGACGCCUUGGAAAAGAACCCAUCGCAAUUGGAAAAAGGACAAGGAAAUGGAACGACAGAUGACGCAGAAAAGCCGAAUACGGACCCGAACCAACUCACAAAGACGAGGCGAUUUAAAGAAUUUCACCGUCGCGUCCGUGGUAAACACGUAGAACACGUCCCGACGCUCAAAGAGAGUCUUAUUGCGACGACUUUUGUGACCAAGAUCAACCUCGCUCUUAUAUUCGUCGUCUUGUCCUGGGUAUCUCAUUACCUCCACUGGGAUUCCCGAGCGACUUUUGUUUUGUCGUUCCUCGCCUUGAUUCCCCUCGAGAAGCUUCUUCAGUUCUGCUCGAAGCAAUCAAUGCUGUAUUUGGGUCACUCGAUUGGAGAUCUCGUCAAUGUCACCCUCAUGAAUGCCGUCGAAGCUAUUCUCGCCAUCCUUCUUUUGAAGCGAGACUGCAAGUUGAAGCUGCUUCAGGGAACCAUCAUCGGUGUCAUCAUUCUCCAACUUCUCCUAGUACCAGGAGUUGCCUUUGUUGCUGGUGGCAGUCGCAGGAUGCAACAGGAACUUCAUGCGAGCCACACUCAGCUCAACCAGAGCAUGAUGACGAUGGGUGUGAUGUGCUUGGUGAUUCCGUCUGCCUUCUUUGCGGGCAUAACACCCAUUGGCGCGACUUCGCCGGAGCAAGUUGUCACUGACGAAGUACGGAGCACCAUUCUCAAGUUUUCCCGAGGAAUGGCUAUCAUCAUGCUGUUGGUCUACAUUGCAUCGCGAAUUUACGCGAUCAACCCUCCAGGGGAUGAGAAUGCUGGAGACUUUUACGCCGACCACGGAGGACAUGAAGCCUUCAAAGAGGAGGAGGACCGUCUUAAGAAAGAACAACCCAAGGUUUCGCCAUGGUUCUGCUUUGGCUUGCUGGUGUUCUUGGUCGUCAUCAUCGGAUUCACUGCAGAAUGGCUUGUACACAGCAUUGAAAGCGUCAGAGAGGGUGCGAAUAUCCAAGAAGAGUGGUUUGGUCUCAUCCUUAUUCCGAUUGUGUCAUUCAGCGGAGAUGGUCUCGUGACCUUUACGUAUCUCGUUCGCAAAACCAUCUUCCAUAAUGGAGAAGCCCCGCACGCAUUGGCAGAUGCUCAACCGAUCGACCUUGCCAUCCAGUUUACGCUCUUCUGGACGCCACUAUUCGUCCUCAUUGGAUGGUGGAUAGGAAAGCCACUGCCACUUCUCUUUGACAUCUUCGAGGUUGUCAUUCUCCUCGCUGCAGUCUUUGUCGUCAACUAUAUCGUCAACGAUGCCAAGACAAAUUGGAGUGAAGGAUUCACAAUGAUCUGCCUAUAUAUCGUGAUUGCCUUAGUCGCAUGGUUCUACGAUGGACAAGCGUUCUUUGAGACAUUCUUUGGUUGCGUCGGUCACGUCGUCCAUGCUGCCGUUACAGGCGAGGCUGGCAAUUCGACGACCACAGCUGGAAGUAGUGGCGGUGGUCAUUAA